Molecule: messenger RNA, 724 nt
Organism: Juglans regia (Persian walnut)
Lineage: Eukaryota; Viridiplantae; Streptophyta; Magnoliopsida; Fagales; Juglandaceae
Product: arabinogalactan protein 13-like
Exons: 1
Coding region: 119-298 (59 amino acids)
Source: RefSeq, a predicted model, not a curated record
CCCACAUCCCUCUGCCAUUGCCUUUCACUGCAUCCUAGCAUUCCUUCCCCUGUUGCUAAAAGAGAACCCAUCUCCGAGGAAGGAAUUGCAGAGCUUCUUUCACCUAGCAUUUAGAGAAAUGGAGGCAAUGAAGUUGAAGCUCUUUGUGACAAUGUUGAUGGUGUUGGUGGCUGUCUCUUUUGUGCAAAAUGCCGCCGCAGCCGAGGCUCCAGCACCAAGCCCAACAUCUGAAGCUACUAUCUUUAUCCCCACUUUCUUCGCGUCUCUUGCAGCUCUCGCUUUCGGGCUGUUCUUCUGAGCUGUAUGGUCAACUCCAAUGACCAACAUAGAUAAAGCAGCAUGAUGCUUCAUUUCUGUUUUGAACCUUUACCCCCUCUAUGUGUAAAUUGACGAGUAUCGAUCUUUCAUUACUGUGAGAGAGGUAGGGGAGAUUUGAUUGGGAUUAUUUUUAAUUUUCGGGACUUCCAGGUUAACUUACUUAUUGUUGAUUAUGUUCAUUUGAUGGUGGGGUUUGUUUGGUUGUGAUUGAUGUGUUUUCUGUGGUAUUGUAAUAUAUAUUUUACUUAAUUUUGUUUUUGUUUUCCUAAAGAAAGGGUUAGAUUUAGGCUAAUAAUGAGAUCAUGGGGAGAAAUGUUAUGACUGAUGGUGGAUGUUGGAGUUUGGUCUCUACUCAUUUGUAUUUGUGAUCCAUUUGCCGUAAUAAAUUCUAUUCUUCUACAUUACA